Messenger RNA from Aricia agestis (brown argus), 667 nucleotides. RefSeq lists its product as uncharacterized. The record is from RefSeq and is a predicted model, not a curated record. The transcript has a single exon. The coding region runs from base 4 to 639 and encodes 211 amino acids. Lineage: Eukaryota; Metazoa; Arthropoda; Insecta; Lepidoptera; Lycaenidae.
AACAUGUAUCGCUUACUUGUGUUCCUGGUUGGACUCGCUACUGCGGAGUGCCACUGCUUCGGAAACUCUAAUUGUACUCGGAACACUAACCAUUCAGGAUACCACCAUGGUCACGGAUACGGUGAUCAUCACUUCCAUCAUCAUCGCCAUCACCAUUGUGGACAUAUGGAUCACCAACAUCAAGAAAGUUCAUCCAACUUUCCAGCGACGACUUUUGAGGAUAUUGGAAAAGCUAUCAUUCUUAUUGAUAAAGCAUUGAAGAAGUUCUGUGAUGAAAAUAAUAUGAACAUUACGAGUGAGCUUCAUGGACAGGACAACUACAUUCUGAAAUAUCAACUACCAGAAUUCACAAACAGUGAUUUCGAAAUCAAAGUAAUGAAUAGAUUGAUUUACACAACAGCAGAAAGUAAGGGUGGAAAUGUGAAAGCAUUUAAAGAUCUGAGGAUACUUCCAGCCACAAUUGACACCAGUCAAGCGAGCUGGGUCUUCGAGCACAAAACACUCAAAGUGUAUUUUCCAUACAAAACUAAUUCGAGAAAUGAGAAGGUUCUAUAUUGUGAUGAUGUUGACGAAGCGGUGAAGAAAGUGCCAAACAUGAGUGUAGCAGGCCAAUUAGGGUACAGAAGUGGUAACAUUUAAUUUAAAUCUAAGUUAGCUUAAUAAAAGU